Messenger RNA from Spinacia oleracea (spinach), 1543 nucleotides. Its product is annotated as bifunctional protein FolD 1, mitochondrial. The record is from RefSeq and is a predicted model, not a curated record. Gene Ontology annotation, molecular function: methylenetetrahydrofolate dehydrogenase (NADP+) activity; methenyltetrahydrofolate cyclohydrolase activity. Lineage: Eukaryota; Viridiplantae; Streptophyta; Magnoliopsida; Caryophyllales; Amaranthaceae. The transcript is spliced from 5 exons. Gene Ontology annotation, cellular component: cytosol. Gene Ontology annotation, biological process: tetrahydrofolate interconversion. Bases 70 to 1161 code for a protein of 363 amino acids.
CGGCACAAUUCAGAGUAAACAAACCUUGGGUUUUUUAUCUGACUCGUUUUGUGGACAAAAAAGCAAGGAAUGUUAUCCGCAGUGUUGCGAGGAGGUAGGGUGGCAAUACAUACAGGUCUUAGAUCUUGGCGAGCUCUUUCGUCGUUAGUGAACAAUGGAAGCUGCCGAAUACUAAAGUCACCGCCUCUUGUAUCCCUUGACCUGCUUGAUGACUGGAGUUGCAGUACUGAUCAGGACCAUCAGGGAAGCGUUGCUUUUCCAAAUCAUUCUAACCAGCUCAAUACUGCUUUGAUUGAUGGGAAGGCAAUUGCUGAAGAGAUUCGAUCCAAGAUAGCUAAUGAAGUGAUCCGGAUGAAGUCAGUAAUUGGAAAAACCCCAGGCUUAGCUUUAAUUUUAGUGGGCGACAGAAGAGAUUGCCAGAUUUAUGUUCGUAAUAAAAUCUUAGCCUGCAAAGAAGCUGGAAUAAGGUCAGAAGUUGCAGAAUUACCAGAAUGCUGCUCAGAAGAUGAAAUUCUCAGUGCUUUGACCAAUUUCAACGAGAAUCCUGAAAUUCAUGGUGUUCUUGUACAGCUUCCUCUUCCAGAGCGUUUGGACGAGGGGAAAAUAUUGAGCAUGCUGCCAUUGGAAAAGGACGUAGAUGGAUUCCAUCCAUUGAAUAUGGGGAACCUAGCCAUGAAAGGAAGGGAGCCACUUUUUAUUCCGUGCACUCCCAAGGGUUGCGUUGAGCUGUUGCUUAGGUCUGGGGUGGAAAUUAUGGGAAAGAGAGCAGUAGUAAUUGGGAGGAGCAAUAUUGUGGGACUACCUACAUCCUUGCUUUUGCAGAGACAUCAUGCUACAGUCACUGUUCUACAUGCCCUUUCAAAGAACCCGGAAAAGAUUUCACGCGAGGCUGAUAUUGUGGUUGCUGCUGUGGGUAUUCCAAAUUUAGUUCGUGGAAGCUGGCUUAAACCAGGUGUUGUAGUUAUUGAUGUUGGUACAUAUCCAAUAGAGGACCCUAGCUCUGAUCACGGUUAUCGGCUUCUUGGAGAUGUAAGCUAUGGAGAAGCGGUUAAUGUGGCAUCCGCCAUCACCCCUGUGCCAGGAGGUGUUGGGCCUAUGACAGUUGUUAUGCUUUUGUUGAACACGCUUGAAUAUGCAAAGCGUUUUUAUGGAUUCAGUUGAUAUAAGUGUGUAGAUUAUGUAGGAUUGUCUAGAGAGUACUCCUCAUGUUAAUUUUGUUUUGGGAAAUAAUACAUUUUCAGUCCCACCUUGAGAGUAACCCAAGGAAAAUUCUCUCAUAGUAGAUUUGAUAGGAAACAAGGUUGUGAGGAUAGAUCAUGAUUUAUCUUCCUUGGAUCAACAGAUUUGACGAGAGCCUAAUAGAAAAAAUAUGUAUAUGAUUCAAUGCAAUGUAAAAUCAUGGCGAACACUCGGCCCAUCGGGCGAACAUGCCGGGCUCCGGCUGUAAUUUUAACACUUAAACGGUCCUUUUUUGCUCACAUAAGGUUAAUUGUAGUUUCAAGUGCAAUCGAUAAGAUGUGUGCAAGGUUAUUGAUAGUAAGAU